Lachancea nothofagi CBS 11611 is the source of this 4584-nucleotide messenger RNA. The record is from the annotation of a GenBank genome assembly. Lineage: Eukaryota; Fungi; Ascomycota; Saccharomycetes; Saccharomycetales; Saccharomycetaceae.
AUGACGCGAGAGCUUUUGCUGCGGGUUUCAGACGCCGGAGAGCCGGUGACCAGCUGUUCCUAUGGCCAGGGCGUCCUGACGCUACCGGCACUACCACUGCCAGAUGGCUACGAUGGCUCCCAGCCGCUUUUCACACUCAAACUGGUCAUUGCAGGCGGGUCUCCACUCGCUCGCGACGGCCUGGUAUGGACCAAUUGCCCACUUGAUACCAAGUCCGCGUUCGUACGCGACCAAUUUGCCAAGAAGAAAAUCAAUGCGAGCUUCCACCGGGAUUCGCACGUCGAGAUUCACGUUUUCACCCCAGGGGCCUUCUGUUUCUACUUUUCCUUCCGGAACGACCGCGACGAGCUCGAAACCACGCGCCGGUUCUACUUUGUGUCUCCUCCAAACCUGUAUGUAUCCGGCAAAUACGUACCGCUAAAUGCCAUCGCGAUGGAAACUGUCGUCUCCAAGUGGAUGGGUUCCAACUGGGACACCGUGUUCCAGAAAAUCGCCCACAAGGGCUACAAUAUGAUCCAUUUUACGCCUUUGCAAAAGAGAGGGAUCUCAAACUCCCCGUAUUCCAUUUACGAUCAACUCCUAUUCGAUCCUGACUUUUUUCCCAACAACACCAAGGACGUUAGCGAGAUGGUUCAGAAAUUGCAUCAGGAUCUUGGUAUACUCACCAUGACAGAUGUCGUCUUCAACCACACCGCCAACAAUUCUCCUUGGCUCCAAGAUCACCCUGAUUCCGGUUACAAUCACCGAACUGCACCUCACUUGAUAAGUGCCAUUGAAUUGGACGCAUCUUUGCUCAAAUUUAGCAAUAACCUUACAAAACUUGGAUUGCCCAUAGAUUUGAAGACAACCCAGGACCUGUUCAAAAUUAUGGAUGGUAUCAAAACUCACGUACUGGCCGCUUUGAAAAUCUGGGAGUUUUACGUCGUGGAUACCGAAACUACUAUAAAAUUGUUCGAAACAAACUGGAACCAAAUUUCUCACGAAACAGUAGAAGUGCCAGAUAAUGUCAAAAAUGAUAUGGUUGAGCUAGCAGCUUUCAUUCGUGCGAAUGCCUCGUCGGAUGAUUUUGGUCAACUAGGAGAAAGGCAUUCCAACAAGCUUGACAACACAAAAUUCACCGCCGUAAUCAAGUCUCUGUAUGGACAAGAACUGAAUGACGCCGUCUUGGAGGAAGCCCGCAAAAUCGUUGACGAAUUAAAUUCACCGUUGUAUAGGGAAUAUGAUGAUGAUGUGAACGAUAUACUAGAGCAAUUGUUCAAUCGAAUCAAAUACAUGCGGAUUGAUGAUCAUGGUCCUAAGAUGGGUACUAUUACACACGAGUCACCAUUGAUUGAACCUUAUUUUACCCGCUUUACGGGGACCGAUGGUCAAGAGUUUGCCUUGGCCAAUAAUGGUUGGAUCUGGAACGGCGAUCCGCUAGUGGACUUUGCAUCUAAUAAGUCCAAGGCGUACUUGAGGCGUGAAGUCAUUGUAUGGGGUGAUUGCGUCAAAUUGAGGUACGGCUCUGGGCCUGAGGAUUCGCCUUACCUUUGGGAAAGAAUGUCGAAAUAUAUUGAAACCAGUGCUAGAAUAUUUGAUGGUUUCAGAAUUGAUAAUUGUCACUCUACUCCGCUUCAUGUCGGGGAAUACUAUUUGGACUUGGCACGGAAAUGCAAUCCAAAUCUUUAUGUUGUGGCAGAAUUAUUUUCAGGAUCAGAAGUAAUGGACUGUCUGUUUGUCGAGAGACUCGGUAUUUCCUCAUUGAUAAGGGAGGCCAUGCAGGCAUGGUCAGCAGAAGAACUAUCAAGACUUGUCCACAGACAUGGUGGCAGACCAAUCGGCUCUUAUAAAUUCCUACCUUUGGACGAGUUUGCCUAUCCAGCAGACGCUCAUGAUAUGGGAUCUGAAGACUCUAGAGCAAGCAGAGAUAUAGAAAUAAACAUUCCAAAAACACUCACUGCCACCCCGCCCCAUGCUUUGUUUAUGGAUUGCACACACGAUAAUGAAACCCCUUUUCAAAAAAGGACCCUUGAGGACACUUUGCCUAACGCUGCGUUGGUGAGCCUCUGCUCCUCGGCCGUAGGGUCGGUAUAUGGUUAUGACGAAUGCUUCCCAUAUCUAUUGGAUGUGGUGGGUGAAUCUAGAACAUACGAUGUUGAAAACGGUGACGGAAUUUCUGAAGUUAAGGUUCUGCUUAACAAGAUUAGAGAUGAAAUCGCACAUGGGAGUGCAGAAAUAGAGGAUUCAGAAAUGCACGUUCAUCACGACGGACAGUAUAUUACCUUCCAGAGGAACAACUCGAAGACGGGAAAAGGAUGGUUUCUAAUAGCGCGCACCAAAUUCAGUGAAGAUCAAGGUGAUCAACAAUUUCCAAAUGUCAUAUUUAGUGGAUCACGUUGCGAACUAGACUUUGCGUACUCACUCAUCAAAGUUGGUGACGUUGUCAAGGACGACAAAAAAAUUAAAGGCAUCCCGACAAAGCUAGAAAAAUUAACAGGGUUUAAUGUAAAUUACAAUGACGGCGCCAAGGAGUCGAUAAUCGAGAUAACCGGAAACUUCCCCCCUGGUUCCAUUGCUGUUUUUAAAACUCAACAAAAUGGUCUUGAUGAUACACUAUUAAGAUAUCUUAGAUCUGGUGCUUUGAAAGCUUCUGAGAAGCUUGAUCUAUACUCCUUGAACUCACUACUAUAUCGUUGUGAUGCUGAAGAGCGCGACGUAAGUGGAGGUAAAAUAGGUGCGUAUAACGUUCCGGAUUAUGGCACCCUGACAUAUUGUGGUCUUCAAGGUUGGGUUUCGGUUUUGCGGCAAUUGAUAUUCUCCAAUGAUUUAGGUCACCCUUUAAGCAAUCAUUUGCGCAGUGGCCACUGGGCUCUGGACUACAUGGUACAGAGACUAGAUUUUUACAAGGACAAGGAAGGUGUCUCUGAAAUGCAAGCAUGGCUGUCGUCUCGCUUUGACAGAGUUAAAAAGCUUCCUUCAUAUCUGAUACCAACCUACUUCGCUUUAGUACUUGGUACGGCAUACCAGUGCUGUAGAUUUAGAGCCCUGGGAUUAAUGGCCGAAAAUGUAGGACAAUCGACAAGGUUCGUUCAAAGUUUGGCUUUGACCUCGGUUCAAAUGGUUUCCAAAAUGUGUUCAACCUCGUUAACUCCAGAAGGAAACACGCCUUGCAUGGCUGCAGGGCUUCCACAUUUUUCCACCAAUUACAUGAGAUGCUGGGGCAGGGACGUGUUCAUAGCUUUAAGGGGUUUAUUGCUUACGACAGGUCGUUACGAUGAUGCAAAGCAACAUAUUUUAGCUUUUGCCAAAACGUUGAAACAUGGCAUGAUUCCAAAUUUGUUAGACGCUGGGCGAAACCCUCGUUAUAACGCUCGUGAUGCUGCCUGGUUUUUCUUACAAUCAAUUCAAGACUACGUGGAGAUUGUUCCCGAUGGCUACACGAUUUUGAGGGAAAAAGUGUCGAGACGUUUUCCACUCGAUGAUACCUACGUUACAGAGGAUGAUCCGCGCGCAUUCUCUUAUGAGUCUACUAUCGAAGAAAUAAUAUAUGAAAUACUAGCAAGGCAUGCAAAAGGCAUCAAAUAUCGUGAAGCAAACGCGGGCCCUAAUUUGGAUAGGGUCAUGUCUGAUGAAGGCUUUAACGUUGAAGUACAUGUUGAUUGGACCACCGGUUUGAUACACGGGGGUUCACAGUUUAACUGCGGUACUUGGAUGGACAAGAUGGGUGAAAGUGAGAAAGCAGGUUCUUUAGGGGUACCUGGAACUCCUCGAGAUGGAGCCGCCAUUGAAAUCAAUGGGCUAUUAAAAAGCGCGUUAAGAUUUGUGGUCAAAAUGGAGGAAAGAAAACUUUUCAAGUCCACAGCCGUUCAGAAAGAAGAUGGCAGCAAGAUCAGCUUGAAGGAAUGGAACGGUCUUUUACAAGACAAUUUCGAAACCAAAUUUUUUAUCCCUUCGGACCUCUCAGAUGAUGGUGGAUACGACGUGGAAUCCAGAUUGGUGAACAGACGAGGUAUCUACAAGGACUUGUACAAGUCCGGGAAACCAUAUGAAGACUAUCAACUAAGGCCAAACUUUGCCAUUGCAAUGACAGUGGCUCCAGAGUUAUUCACUCCAGAGAAAGCGUUGAUAGCAUUGAGGAAUGCAGAUGCAAUUAUCAGAGGUCCCGUUGGGAUGCGCACUCUGGAUCCAAGCGACUAUAACUACCGGCCCUACUACAAUAACGGCGAGGACUCCACGGAUUUUGCUACCUCAAAAGGAAGAAACUAUCAUCAAGGACCAGAAUGGGUAUGGCUUUAUGGCUAUUUUAUGCGGGCCUACUAUUACUUCAAUCUCAUUGCCGACUCGCAUUGUAAGACCAAAGAUGGAACUCAACCAUCGUCGUAUUUGUUGCAACAGUUGUACAACCGCCUUGAGGGCCAGAGGAAAGCUAUUUUCGAGAGCCCUUGGGCAGGGCUCACCGAGUUAACAAAUAAAGAUGGCGACUUUUGUGGGGACAGUAGCCCUACACAAGCUUGGAGCACAGGAUGUGCCCUGGACUUUUUUUACGAUUUGUGGAACGCCGAAAUGAAGAACAUUAGCGGCGAAGUAACUGCAAGUAAAAAUUGA